UCUCUAUAUAUAUAAAACAAAAUAUCCAUAUUCUACUAAACCUACAUUUUAGUGGCGGGACUGACCAAAAAUCCCUUAAAUCAAACAAACACGAGUUGGGGUCAAAAAUCUCCCAAAUAAUAGUCGUCUCGUUUCGGAAAGACAGAAAUGGAGUGGUGUAUGUCAAUGCCAAAGGUAGAACUCCAUGCUCACCUCAAUGGAUCCAUUAGAGACUCCACCCUUCUAGAACUUGCUAAAGGUUUGGGUGACAAGGGUCUCAUAGAUUUCUCCCAAGUAGAGCAUGUUGUCCUCAAAAAUGAUCGUUCAUUAUCCGAGGUAUUCAAGCUGUUUGACGUAAUCCACAUUCUUACAACUGAUCAUGCCACUGUUACAAGAAUUACCAAAGAAGUUAUUGAAGAUUUUGCGUCAGAAAACGUUGUGUAUGUGGAGUUGAGAACUACUCCAAAGAAAAAUGAGGCCAAAGGAAUGAGCAAACGCUCUUAUAUUGAAGCUGUUCUGGAAGGUCUAAGAGCCAUCAGUUCAGUUGAUGUGUGUUUUAUUCCUCACAGCGAGGAGCUAAAGAAUCAUUCAAACCCUAUUUCAAUCUCAGCCAUAAAUGAUAAAUGUAAUGAAAAUACUAGGAAAAAAAUCUUUGUUAGGCUUCUCUUAAGCAUUGAUCGUAGGGAGACAACAGAAGCAGCAAUGGAGACUGUCAUGCUUGCGCUGGAAAUGAGGCAUUUUGGGGUUGUUGGAAUUGACCUCUCUGGGAAUCCCGCUGUUGGUGAAUGGGUUACAUAUUUGCCAGCGCUAAAAUUUGCUCGAGGACAAGGUCUUUAUGUAACUCUUCACUGUGGAGAGGUACCUAAUUCAAGGGAGAUACAUGAUAUGCUUGACUUUCUUCCCGAGAGGAUUGGACAUGCAUGCUUCUUUGAGGAGGAACACUGGAAAAAGCUGAAGUCCACUAAAAUUCCGGUUGAACUUUGCUUGACAUCGAACAUUAGGACAUUGUCCGUUCCAUCAAUAGAUGCUCAUCAUUUUGUGGACUUGUAUAAAGCAAAACAUCCUGUAGUUCUGUGUACUGAUGACUCAGGUGUGUUCUCUACCAGUCUCUCCAACGAAUAUAAAAUUGCCGCUUCUUCAUUCGGCCUUGGAAGGAAAGAGAUGUUUGAGCUAUCAAAGAGUGCUGUUGAGUUUAUAUUUGCAGAUAAUACAGUAAAGGAGGAUUUGAGAAAUAUUUUUAGUUUAGCGGCAAAGAAUCUGGAGCUCUAGCCUCUAGGUACAAUUCCGUACACGGGGAUUGUGUGGACGUGUACGAGUUUACAGCGAGCUACACAACUUACUGCUGUUAUGUUAGUAGACAAUGAGUUAACUUAACAAGGUUGGAUGGGUGCUGGUACUUUAGAAUAGAUUGGAAUUGGUUCUUGGUAAAAAAAUUGUUUAUAAACCAGGCAAACAAGUGGUUAUUCUAGGAGGUUUCAGUGGCUUGUGAAUUUGGAGAUAAUCAAGCCAUUAGGCAUUAUGUAUAUUUGACCACUAUGAACUUGCUCAUAUUAUGCCAUGCAACACAACAAGAGACUUUUUUCUU
This is a messenger RNA of Lathyrus oleraceus (garden pea), 1564 nucleotides long. Its product is annotated as N6-mAMP deaminase. Bases 148 to 1248 code for a protein of 366 amino acids. Lineage: Eukaryota; Viridiplantae; Streptophyta; Magnoliopsida; Fabales; Fabaceae. Gene Ontology annotation, molecular function: adenosine deaminase activity. The transcript has 11 exons. The record is from RefSeq and is a predicted model, not a curated record. Gene Ontology annotation, biological process: adenosine catabolic process; inosine biosynthetic process.